AUGGGCUUGUACCGGAAGGUCGUCGGCCGGGGCGAGGGCAUGGCGGCGGUGCCUUUGCGGACGCUGGGCGCCUGCUGCAGCAUCUCCCUGACGUUGCCGCUGGAAGUCGUGGUCACGCGAGUGACGACCUCGCGGCCUCCGCUCGGCGCCACGGUGGCGGUUAAGCAGCUCUGGCGCGAGAGGGGCUUGGCAUCCUUCUGGCGCGGUUGGGGCGUCAGCAUGGUGCUGUGCCUGAACCCCGCCCUCAUGCUGACCGCCGUGGACUGGCUGCGACGGCUGGCGCUCGCCUUGCAGCGGCUGCGGGGUGCGCCCAACGGUGUCGAUCGGCGGCAGAUGUCCUGGGUGCAGGCGCUCGUCGUGGGCGCGGUCGCUAAGCUGCUGACGAUGUGCGCGGUGUACCCGCUCGUGCGCGGGAAGGUGUUGCUGCAGUCGCGCCAGGGAGGGGCCAGCGGCGUCCUCGGCGCGCUGCGGGCGCUGGCCGCGAGGGAGGGCCUGGGCAGCUGGUACCAGGGUCUCACCGCCCAGCUCAGCAAGAUCGAUUGUCCUCAUGACGCGCGUUGGCCCACUCAGCUCAGCCCCGCCCAGCUCAGCUCAGCUUAG
Prorocentrum cordatum is the source of this 600-nucleotide messenger RNA. NCBI's taxonomy places the organism in Eukaryota, Dinophyceae, Prorocentrales, Prorocentraceae. The record is from the annotation of a GenBank genome assembly.